Alnus glutinosa is the source of this 1400-nucleotide messenger RNA. Its product is annotated as F-box protein PP2-A15. Lineage: Eukaryota; Viridiplantae; Streptophyta; Magnoliopsida; Fagales; Betulaceae. The record is from RefSeq and is a predicted model, not a curated record. The transcript is spliced from 3 exons. Gene Ontology annotation, molecular function: protein binding. The coding region runs from base 261 to 1154 and encodes 297 amino acids.
CCACCUUUACCGAACUUUCUUCCAGGUCCCCAACUAAUCACCAGCACACGCAAGUCUGAAAGUCUCACUCUCUGACGGUCUGACCGAGAAGGAAAACUUCCCGGAAAACACGAAGGAAAAUCAACACACAGCGUCCCACUCCUCACUUUCUCAGUAACCAAACACAAACACUUGGAUUAAACUCUCUCUCUUUUCUCGGGGGACUGACUGCGAUGCCAUGAGCUAAACGACGGCGUAUAGCGAAGAGAGUGGGUUGGGAGAUGGGAGCGGCGGUGUCGGGUCUCGGGGAGGGGGCGAACGGGUCGGGCAUGGGGCCGAGUCUGGGUGACAUACCGGAGAGCUGCGUGGCGUGCGUGUUCAUGUACCUGACACCGCCGCAAAUAUGCAAUCUGGCGAGGCUGAACCGGGCGUUCCGGGGCGCGGCGUCGUCGGACUCGGUCUGGGAGUCGAAGCUGCCGCCGAACUUCCAAGAUCUGCUUGAUCUGUUGCCGGCGGAGCGGUACCAGAAUCUGUCCAAGAAGGACAUCUUCGCGCUCCUUUGUCGCCCCGUGCCAUUCGAUCACGGCAAUAAGGAAGCGUGGUUGGAUAGGGUGACGGGAAGGGUUUGCAUGGCGAUAUCGGCGAGAGGCAUGGCUAUAACCGGAAUUGAUGACCGGAGAUACUGGAAUUGGAUUCCUACCGAAGAAUCUAGGUUCAAUAGUGUGGCCUAUUUGCAGCAAAUAUGGUGGUUCGAAGUAGAUGGGGUGGUAAAGUUCCCCUUUCCAGCUGAUACUUAUACUCUGUCAUUCAGGCUUCAUCUUGGAAGGUUUUCCAAAAGGCUGGGACGACGUGUGUGUAACUUUGAGCACACCCAUGGUUGGGAUAUAAAGCCAGUACGAUUUGAGUUUUCUAAUUCGGAUGGUCAGCAGGCAUCAUGUGAGUUCUUUUUAGAUGACACUGAACGUGAUGAUAUCAAUGGCAAUCAUAAGCGUGGAUGCUGGAUAGAUUACAAGGUAGGUGAAUUUGUUGUUAGUGGCUCGGAACCCGUGACUGAAGUAAGAUUUUCCAUGAAACAGAUAGAUUGCACACAUUCUAAAGGUGGGCUUUGUGUAGAUUCUCUAUUUAUUAUCCCCAGUGAUUUAAAAAAGCUUAAAAGAAGAGGGGUUUUGAAGUAGCCAUAUACUUAACAGUGAAAUUGUUUAGUGAUGUCAGUGAUUUAGAUGUGAUUUAUUAUACAGAUUAUACUUCUGAAGGCAUUUUUUUUUUUUUUUUUUUUUUUUUUUGUGUUGAAGGAAGUCAUCUUUGUAGGUUUUUGCAGUAGGUAUUUGUCGUCUAUGGUUAUGUAAUUCUCAUUUGUGUAUUCCAGUUUUGUCUGUCUGUAUACCUUUGCUUACAAGAUUACGAAAACAUGCUUUGGCUUC